Vitis riparia (riverbank grape) is the source of this 2619-nucleotide messenger RNA. Its product is annotated as two-component response regulator-like APRR5. Gene Ontology annotation, biological process: cytokinin-activated signaling pathway; phosphorelay signal transduction system. The record is from RefSeq and is a predicted model, not a curated record. NCBI's taxonomy places the organism in Eukaryota, Viridiplantae, Streptophyta, Magnoliopsida, Vitales, Vitaceae. Gene Ontology annotation, molecular function: protein binding. The transcript has 8 exons. The coding region runs from base 114 to 2180 and encodes 688 amino acids.
UCGUUCAAUCUGCGCCGUCAAAUUCACUGCGGCAUAGAUAUUUUUGUAUUUUAGUUCUAGUUUCUGGGGCAGACGCUGUACCGGUGUAGGUUUUGUGGGCGUUAGGGUUUUUGAUGGGUGAGGUUGUGGUGAGCAGUGAGGCAGGAGGAGGAGGCAUGGAGGGUGAGGUGGAGAAGAAGGAGGUGGGCAGUGGGGUUGUGAGGUGGGAGAGGUUUCUUCCCAGAAUGGUUCUCAGGGUUUUGUUGGUUGAAGCGGAUGAUUCCACCAGGCAAAUUAUCGCUGCGCUUCUCAGGAAAUGCAGUUACAAAGUUGCUGCUGUUCCUGAUGGCUUAAAGGCAUGGGAGGUACUGAAGGCUAGACCCCACAACAUUGACCUCAUAUUGACAGAAGUGGAGUUGCCAUCAAUAUCUGGCUUUGCUCUCCUCACCUUGAUUAUGGAACAUGAGAUCUGCAAAAACAUUCCUGUUAUAAUGAUGUCCUCACAUGGUUCGAUAAACACGGUUUAUAAAUGCAUGUUGAGAGGUGCAGCUGACUUUCUUGUUAAGCCUGUUAGAAGAAAUGAGCUGAAGAAUUUGUGGCAACAUGUCUGGAGAAGACAAUCUUCAACUGUUAGCGGAAAUGGCCCCCAAGACGAGAGUGUUGCACAACAGAAGGUCGAAGCCACUUCUGAAAACAACCCCACAAGUAAUCACUCAAGUGAUCAUGUUGCUUGUAUUCAGAAAAAUAAGGAAGCACUCAAUAAAGUGAGUGAUGCUCAGAGCUCUUGUUCAAAGCCAGACUUGGAAGCUGAGAGUGCCUACAUGGAAACUAUGCAGGAUUUCUCAAAUCCGACAUGGAGCAGAUCUCUUGUGAGUGACACAAAAAUGCAGAAGAAUGAAGAAUAUGCCAAAUUGGGCCCGAAAUUUCUUAUGCACAAUAAAGAGGCUGGGGGAACACUGGAGGCUGCCUGCAGGGAUGUGAACACAAUGACUCAGCCUGAAGCAGUGGAACCAGAAAAUGAUGGGCAAGGUGCUAACGCUCCUAGUGAGGCUUGUGGUAACAAUGCCAUAUUGGGCAGCUCAUCUAGAGAAGCCAUCGACUUGAUUGGAGUAUUUGAUAAUUCUCAAAAAUGCACUUAUGGAAAUUCUUGUUCAAAUAAUGGCACCAAAAAGAGUGAUUCUAUUCCACAGUUGGACCUUUCCUUGAGAAGAUCUCAUCCUAGUAGCCCUGAGAAUCAAGUUGCUGAUGAAAGGCAUACACUGAACCAUUCUAAUGGCUCGGCCUUUUCACGCUACAUAAACAGGUCAUUGCAGCCACCACAUCUACCAUCAACAGGUGUUUUCAAUCAGCAGAAAAACUUUGGAGCUGAUUCUGAUAAACGUUUAUCUCAGCUGGUUACUGGUUAUAACUCUGAUAUUACUAGUCCCACACUGAGUACUCAAAGAAGUGUGAUCUCUCUAGCUACUAGUCCAUCUGGACGAGUUGAAAUUGCACUUUGUGGCCCUCAACAGAGAGCUUUUCCUGCUCCAGUUCCAGUGAGAGGUGUAAGGUUUGAUGGUCUGUGUACUGGUUAUGGUUCUGUGGUUCCCCCAAUAUUUUGUGCACAAUCAGGCCCAUCACCUAUGCCAAGUCCGGGUUCAGCUGGGCAGCAGGAACUCUCCUUUCGAGCAAAUCCAUGUCAUCUAUCCAGACAUGAAACUAGUGAUUCUCAACAUCUUUGUAACGCACUUGAGCAAAAUGCCAACAAUUCCACCAGCCAGACUAAUCACAAGCCAGAGCACAAAUUGGACUCAUUGGAGGGUCAAGGGCACUUCUCUCCUGCCACUGAUCAGAAUUCAAGUAGUAGUUUUGGUAAUGGUGGUGCAAGUAAUCUGAAUAGCUUUGGGUGUGGAAGCAUUUGUGGAAGUAAUGGGAAUGCCAAUACAGUUGCUGUUGUUCAGGCUGCUGCAGAGGGCAAGAAUGAAGAAGGUAUCUUCAGUCAUGAAGGACACUCUCAACGAUCUAUCCAAAGAGAAGCUGCUCUAACCAAGUUUCGCUUGAAGCGGAAAGACAGAUGCUUUGAGAAGAAGGUUCGUUAUGAAAGCAGAAAGAAGCUUGCAGAGCAGCGACCCCGAGUAAAAGGACAGUUUGUUCGACAAGUGCAUACCAUCCCCCCACCUGCAGAGCCUGAUACAUACUAUGGCAGUUCGUUUGAUGGUUAGUCACUCAACUUCUUCCAGAAGGGGAAGCAGAUGCACCUAACUGCAUUGAAGAUCUCAGAUGAUCUGCAAGCGCAAAAUUUCCACCUCUUCGAUUUCUUGAAGCUUGAGGAACAGAGAGGAGGGAACACAAGGAGCAUUGAAGGUACUUUCUAAUUUCAGUAGCUUCUUGUCUCCCUUGUGGGUUUUGACUUGAAUAGUCUUUGUAUUUGUUGUGAAAUGGGUUUUGUAAAUUUCCAAUCCUGCCUUUCUCUGCAUUAUGUGAAGGAGCUGUUGAGUUAAUUUUUUUGUUUUGUCCAUAUGUAGAUAUCUUUAUUCAGUAACUCUCAUACAUUAAAUAGUAUAUAAUUUUUGCAUUGCUCAUCCAUAUCCAAGUUUAAAUGAUCUUGGGUCCAAGAGCUCUGUAGAUUUUUAUGAAGUGAACAUUGGUUACUUUUGUUCA